This is a messenger RNA of Mycetomoellerius zeteki, 3183 nucleotides long. RefSeq names its product ribosomal protein L5 (gene RpL5). Gene Ontology annotation, biological process: translation; mismatch repair; ribosomal large subunit assembly. Gene Ontology annotation, molecular function: ATP binding; 5S rRNA binding; mismatched DNA binding. The record is from RefSeq and is a predicted model, not a curated record. Gene Ontology annotation, cellular component: cytosolic large ribosomal subunit; ribosome. Lineage: Eukaryota; Metazoa; Arthropoda; Insecta; Hymenoptera; Formicidae.
UGAUGACAUUUAAAGAUGCCGAUUUUAGCGUUGGACGUAAGAACAGUAAAACUAAUUACCACUACGCAAAUAAUAACAUCUGUGUAUGCCGUAGUGAAAGAACUAAUAGAAAAUGCAAUCGAUGCCGAUGCAGACAAUAUCGAAAUUAACCUAGUAUGUCAACCAUAUAAUGUAUAUUUAUGUAUUUGCAUGAUAUUUUUUAAGGAAAUGCAUUAUAUUCACGCAUCUUUAUAUACUCUUUAGAUAGAUAAUGGUACAUCUUUAAUAGAGGUGAAGGAUAAUGGUUAUGGCAUAUCUACGAACGAUGCAUCGUACAUGGCAUUACCUUCCUACACGUCUAAAAUAGCAAAUUUUGAAGAUCUAGAUGCAUUACGAACAUUUGGAUUUAGAGGAGAAGCGCUUAGCGCAGUAUGUGCAGUAGCAGAAGUCACUAUUAUUACAAAAACAGAAGAGGAUAACGUUGGAACUUCAUAUGUAAUGAAUAAUGAUGGACAAAUUGUAAACUAUGAAUCUUGCCAUAGAAGUAUAGGCACUACGGUACAAGUAAAAAAUUUAUUUAAGCAAGUGCCUGUGAGGAGACAAAUAAUUACGAAUAAGAAAAAAGCUAAUGAGACUAUCAAAUUAUUGGAGACCCUAAUGCAAUGCUUUGGGAUAUGUAAACCAAAUGUACGAAUUCAAUUUAGAGUGAAUAAUAAUAUUAUGUUUACAAAACCAAGUCUAAAUAAUAUCAGAGAAGCUGUAAAUCAUAUACUUGGCAGAAAAAUUAUGUCUAACAUGGAAUGGAUUGAGUCUAAGGAUGUAGAGUUCACUCUGCAAUUAAUGUUGCCUUCAAAAAAGGUACAGGAUUUAUCAGAAAUUUCUCAUCCUGAUUUACACUAUAUUCUUGUAAAUAAUAGGCCUAUUAAGCAUAAGGAUCUUGAAAAGCUAGUAAAUCGUCUGAUAUUAGAACAUUUUGAACAAGAGUCAUAUAGAAAGAAAAUAGUAUUUCUUGUGUAUAUUAUUCUGAACCCAAUGGAUAUUGAUGUCAAUCUAGAACCAAAUAAAGAUGCAAUUCUUUUCAAAGAUCAGAAUAAAGUCCUUAAUGCUGUAGAUAAAUGUAUAAGAAAAUUCUAUGGACUUAAAGCUACAGAGAUCGCUGAACAAAACGUGUCGUUAGAUACAUCUGUCUGUUAUGAGGAUUAUGUAUCUAAUUCGAAUGAAAAUAUUGCUGAUACCGAAUGGCCUGCGUGCAAAAAACGAAAAAUACAAGAAAGAGUUAUUCAAGAAAAUAUUGUCAAAGAGAAAUCAAUAUUUAAUAACAGCAACGAAUGUAAAAAAUCUCCUCAAAAUGAGCAACAGAAUGAUAAUCAGAAAUAUCAUGAAGAUACAUUGGCUCUAACAACUCAUAUACAACCACCGAAUUUGAGUGAUUCUGAUUCAAAUGAUACCUUUCCUAUCACAAAUGUGACUAAGGAUAAGGCAGUAGACGAAAGAUUAAGUUUAAGUCAACUUCCUGUAGUAGAUCUUGGUGAAGAUUUUGACUUUGUAGAAGAAAUUGAAAACCCUAAUAUUUUCAUGAACAAAAACGAUGCUAGUAAAGAAAAUACCCAAGAAAAAAAGCAAAUUACAAUGGAGACAUGGAGUAAAGGACAGGUCACUGGACUUAAGGGUGGUACAGAUAUAAAAUCGGAUAUUGCCACUGAGAACUCGAAUGAUAACUUAAAUAAUAAACUUGAUGAAACACUGGAACCAAAUAGAGCACAUGUUGAUCAUAAAGAUCUUAAAUUUUUAAAACAUGUUAGAUCACAAGUUACAAAAGAAAAUCCUACAUUAACUGCAGCCCAAACUGCAAGAAAAAUUACCGACUUUUGGAAGCAAUUGUCAUCCGAAGAGCGUGGUUAUUAUCGUGACAUUGCGAAAGAAGAAGAAAAGGAACAUAAGAGACACGAAAAGCAUGAGGGAAAAGUCGAUGCAAAUAAAAUAGUCUCAGGGAAAAAUAAGAACAGACUUUUACAAUUGUUCGAGAAAAUGAAAAACGCAAAAAAUGAGAGAAAAGAAAAUUUAAAUAUGAGGACAAUAGUACCUUGGAUCAUCGACAGAGCUAAAAUAAUCACAAGAUCAGACUUUGAAAGUGAACACAUAAUAGGUCAAUUGACAUCAAACUUAUGGAUUGCUACAAUUUGUGAACAGAUGUGGAUUGUAGAUAUUACUGGUCUGAUCACAGGUUUGAAAGUUACCGAUAUCGAGGCAAAUAAGGGUUUUGUCAAAGUAGUCAAGAACAAGCAGUAUUUCAAACGGUAUCAAGUUAAGUUCAAGAGGCGUCGCGAAGGAAAGACUGAUUAUUAUGCUCGUAAACGGCUGACUAUUCAGGACAAGAAUAAGUACAAUACACCUAAAUAUAGGUUGAUUGUACGUUUGUCCAACAAGGAUAUUACAUGCCAAGUUGCCUACUCAAGAAUUGAAGGAGAUAGGAUUGUAUGUGCUGCUUACAGCCAUGAACUUCCUAAAUAUGGAAUCAAAGUUGGUCUUACCAACUAUGCAUCUGCUUAUUGCACCGGUUUGCUCCUGGCUAGGAGACUUCUUAAGAAGCUAGGAUUGGACUCCUUAUACGUGGGUACUACAGAUGUGACUGGCGAUGAGUAUAAUGUUGAGGAAUUGGAUGAUGGCCCAGGUGCAUUCAGAUGUUACCUGGACACCGGAUUAAUGCGUACUACAACGGGCGCCCGAGUUUUUGGUGCUAUGAAAGGCGCAGUUGAUGGUGGUCUCAAUAUCCCUCAUAGUACUAAGAGAUUCCCUGGCUAUGAUGGUGAAUCAAAAACGUUUAAUGCAGAUGUGCAUCGACAACACAUAUUCGGUCAACAUGUUGCAAAUUAUAUGAGAACUUUGGAAGAGGAAGACGAUGAAGCUUUCAAAAGACAGUUCUCACACUAUAUUAAGAAUGGCAUCUCCGCGAAUGAUAUCGAGAAUAUAUACAAGAAGGCCCAUGAAACCAUCAGAGCUGACCCAGAACACACAAAAGUCACAAGGGAGAAGCCAGUUAUCAAGAAGAGAUGGAAUCGCGCGAAAUUGUCACUGUCCGAGAGGAAAAAUCGCGUUGCCCAGAAGAAGGCAUCUUUCCUCAAGACUUUGGAGGAAGCAGAGAUAUAACCAUUCUUUAUUUAAGAUCGUCUUUACAAUGUAUACACAAAUUUAUGUGUAUUAACC